CUGAAAUACACCCCCUCACCACGUUCUCCCUUUUCUCUCCCUCCCCCUCCAGGACUCGACCGACGAGUACGAGGCCGAGGCGUCGAGGGCGAACGCCACGAGCACCUACUUGAUAGAGCAACUCGAGCCCCCCUCCCAGUACGCCACGAGACCCCCUCCCCACAUCCUUCCGCCUCCCCCCUCUCACAAUGACCUCAACAUUGAAGACGGUUAUGAUGAGAUGAUCAGGAACCAGUAUAAUAUAGACCACACCGGCGGCUACGGCACCCUGGGCAGACGGAACCCGGCGCCCGACCACUACAACAUCAACCCCGCAGACAGCCACUACCCGCCGCCCACCCACCGCUACAACACCUACCAGCCGCCCACCCAGCACAUCCUCACCGCCCACAGCCAUGCCCAGAACAACGGGUCCCUUCGGCGGAACCCCCCGUCUAAGCUCCACUUCCCGAAGGACUACAUUCGCAACGGGUCCAUGAACAUCCCCGGGGGCACAGGCGGCGCAGGCACGGUCGGGAGCCAGUACAGCAACAAGCCGCAGUCGCCGACGCGCACCCACGCCCCCAUGCUAUCCACCUUCGCUCCCGACCCGCAGCAGAUAACGUCCGGCAUCCCGCUGGAGCACCGGGGCCACCUGGUGUGAGGGGGCUGCCAGUAGGCCUUCGGGCAGACGCCGAGCUUUUCUCUUUCUGAAAGGGACUUAGGUUUGCUUUUUUCAGAAGAUCGUGAGGCUCAAUUUGAGUGUUGUUACUGAUCGUGAAUGAAGACCCAAACGCGAGAGGUGACGUGGUCUGAAAACAGCAUGAUUCACUCGAGUCUUACAGUUAACGGUGAACAAUUCACCUGGCUUAUUCAUAGACAAGCCACUUGGAAAACUGUCCCUCCUGAUAUCCCUUAGUGUCCUUUCGGGGGGCGGUUUUAAGCCCGAUCUCAGAUACCUUGAACUCAACGCCUGAGCUGAGGAUCUUCGCCAAAACUUCGAUGACACGAAGUACUUAAGGAGCGGUGUUGCUGAGGUGCCGUAAUCAAAGUGAACAUGCCAAAAAUACUUAAAGCUAACGCAUCGGGGAAAAGCAGUUUGGCAAAUGGUGCUGUGUGUGGGUAUGUGCAGAAGGUCGUUGGAGAGACUGUGAGAAUAAGUUAGAAGACUUAUUUGGAAUAGCUUUCAGACUGCUUGACGAAUGAGGAUGGAAAAUGUGUGUCGUAAAUUCGGUUGUGCUGGAAUAUAGGAAGUUUCGUGCGCGUAUAUUGGUAAAGGUGUCAUUUACUACACAUUGUGUGAACGCUACCAUGUGUCUAAUUCCUUGUCAGUUUCAGAAAAGUGACUGAAGUGACAGUGAUAACAUAUCAUUUGCACAAGGCGAUAAGAGUGUUGACAGAGUGAUGUGAACAAGAGAAUCACACAAUGAUGCUCAAUAAUGUGAUGUAACAUUUGUAAGUUUUUAUAUUUUAGGCCUUUAUGAAAGUAUUUUGCAGGAUUUAGUGAAUUCCCUCUCUCGCGACAGGGAUGAAAAUUCACACACAAUAAUCUGAUGUGAUAAAUGCCCGUAUAGAGGAUAAGCAAGACUUUGACCUUUUGCCUGCUUUAAACUCCCAUGUGAUGUGACAAUCAUGUGAUAAUGGAACUGGAAGGUCGGAGCACAAGAAGAAGGAUGAUCCAGGCAAACGGAAGUGCCUUUUAGUGAGUUAGUAUGUCAGUGGUAGGACACACUUUAGGAGGAAAAUAUUUUUUCUCUGACUCUAAGGUGAAAACGCCAUUUUUCCUUGUUUACCUCUCCCACUUUCGGAGACGGUAAAGGACUCGAGAAAAGUGUGUUCUAUAUCUAUCAUUCAUUGCCAAAGCAACGUACUAUGACUGUACGUUUCUAUUCUGGGGUACUUUUUAUUUACUUUUAGAGGUAAAUGUUUAGUUUACUUUAAAAGAAGAAA
Molecule: messenger RNA, 1929 nt
Organism: Penaeus monodon (black tiger shrimp)
Lineage: Eukaryota; Metazoa; Arthropoda; Malacostraca; Decapoda; Penaeidae
Exons: 2
Coding region: 221-643 (140 amino acids)
Source: RefSeq, a predicted model, not a curated record